AUGAAUCACCUUCUCCCGAAGGAAGAGUCGAUUACGAAACAGGACUGUCGUUAUGAUCGAGCAUCCGACGGCAAACGGACAGCGAACAUAACGUUACCCGUACCCCCGCUCGAAUCAUAUAAAGGAGUGGAAUCUCUGCAAGGAUCCUCAGCACCAACAUGUCUGCCCCCGAAACCGCUACCAAAUUCUCUUCCUGCUGAAACCUCCUCCGUCGCUGGUGGACAACUCGUCGGACGCUCCAACAAGGGCGCCGUCGCACCCAAGGAAGCUUUGAAGCUCCGUUUGGACCUGAACCUCGAGGUGGAGAUUGCCAUCCAGGCCAAGGUUAACGGCGACAUCACCCUCUCCCUCCUGUGA
Messenger RNA from Desarmillaria tabescens, 357 nucleotides. RefSeq lists its product as uncharacterized. The transcript has 2 exons. The record is from RefSeq and is a predicted model, not a curated record. The coding region runs from base 1 to 357 and encodes 118 amino acids. NCBI's taxonomy places the organism in Eukaryota, Fungi, Basidiomycota, Agaricomycetes, Agaricales, Physalacriaceae.